Durio zibethinus is the source of this 2354-nucleotide messenger RNA. Lineage: Eukaryota; Viridiplantae; Streptophyta; Magnoliopsida; Malvales; Malvaceae. The record is from RefSeq and is a predicted model, not a curated record.
UUUUUUCCCUUCUGUUUUAUAAUGAAAAAAAAGUUUUUUUUUUCAUUGAUUUCUUUUUUGUUACUUGGGUUGAAUUUUUCUUGAUGUUACAUGCUGUUGAUAGAUUCUAUGAUUUGGAAUAAUGGGUUGGCUUUAGAUUCUGUCAAAGCUUCGAUUUUUGUGCUGUUUUCUGCAAAUGAAAGUUUAGUAGAAAUGGCAGUUUGACACUUGUUAGCUGUUGAUUAGUUUCUAGCUCCAGAUUGAUUUUGUUUCCUUUUAGUGUUCUGGAUCUGGGUAUUGAAGAAAAAUAAAAUGACAAAACGUAGUUUCAAAUUAUUCUAUCUUAUCUGCAUAAAUUGGAUGGAUUUGCAGAACAAUUUGUUUGGUUAUGUGUAUGAUUGUAUACUUUGUACUACAUGUUGGAGAAUCUUGAAAUUUCGAGAUUUAAGAUGAAAGUUUUAAUCUUUAUUGGUUUCCAUAUAUUUCUAAGCCGUUACUUUCUCAUUUUGGUUUUUUGUUAUUUAUAGUUUGAAAGUUGUGAUGAAUAGUUAUGAUUCUAUUGCUAGUUAGAUAUUUAUGGUUUUAAUGGAAUUCUAAUUAAAAAGUAUGACCAUAAUUGAAAAUAUAAUGAGAAUAUUACGUAUGAUUAACUUUGCUUGGUUUGUGAACAUUUAUUAGAUCUUAGGUUGAAGGAAAAAAAUUAAUAAGAAGGACAGUGAACGAUAUAAUCAUCUCAUCUACUUCAGUUGAUGGAUUUAUAGGGAAAUUUGAAUUGAGGUCAUCUGUGUUUGCUGCUGUUCAAAACAAGAAAUGGGAUCUCAUCUGAAUUUCAAGAACUUUGGUGAUGCUCCAAGUAUGGAAGGAAUCGGGUCAAAGCCACUGGGGAAUUUCCCAUUGGCUAGGCAGUCAUCCAUAUACUCAUUGACCUUUGAUGAGCUGCAGAACACCUUUGGUGGACUUGGAAAGGACUUUGGAUCAAUGAACAUGGAUGAACUCUUGAAAAAUAUAUCAACUGCUGAAGAAACUCAGGCUAUUAUGACAGCUUCAGUUCCUGGAGGAGAAGGAAGUCUUUCUGGUGGCAAUUUGCAGAGGCAAGGAUCAUUAACAUUGCCAAGGACUCUGAGUCAAAAAACGGUUGAUGAAGUAUGGAGAGACUUGAUGAAAGAGUACGAUGGUGCUAAAGACGGAAGCAGUGGUGGUGGAGGAACAAAUUUGCCACAGAGGCAACAGACUUUGGGAGAGAUGACUUUGGAGGAAUUCUUGGCGAGGGCAGGUGUCGUAAGAGAAGAUAUGCAACAGAUUGGAAUGCCAAAUAAUAGUGGAUUCUUUGGUAACAACUCUGGUUUAGCUAUUGGACUUCAACAGACAAAUAGAAACAAUGGAUUUUUGAGUAACAAUAACUCUGUUCUUAAUCAGCCUUCAAGGUUACCGUUGAACAUGAGUGGAGUCAAAUCCUCACAGCCGCAGCAGCAGCAGCAACAACAACAACCACAGCAACAGCAGAAGCAGCAACCACAGCCACAGCUACAGCCACUCUUUCCCAAGCAACAAACAGUUGCAUUUGCUACUUCUAUGCACUUAAUAAACGCUGCACAGCUUGCUAGUCCAGGAACUAGGGGUUCGGUGGUUGGAAUUGGCGACCCUUCUAUGAAUAGUAAUCUUGUUCAGUCUAGCGGGCUGCAGAGUGGUGGGAUGAGAAUAGUUGGUUUAGGAUCUCCUGCAAGCCAGAUAUCUUCAGAUGUCAUUUCAAAGAACAGCGUAGAUACCACUUCUUUCUCACCAGUUCCUUGUGUAUUUGGCCGGGGAAGAAAAUGCAGUGCAGCUUUGGAGAAAGUAGUUGAGAGAAGGCAAAGGAGAAUGAUUAAGAACAGAGAGUCAGCUGCAAGAUCACGAGCUCGCAAGCAGGCAUAUACAUUGGAACUUGAAGCUGAGGUUGCAAAACUUAAAGAAAUGAACCAAGAAUUGCAGAAGAAACAGGAAGAAAUGAUGGAAAUGCAGAAAAAUCAGAUGUUACAGACACUGAAUCGACCACGGGGAGGUAAAAGACAAUGCUUGAGAAGAACACUCACAGGCCCUUGGUAGAGUUGGAACUGCAGAUGGUCGAUACAAAAAUCUUGGCCAUUGGUAUGGUAGAAGGAUUGCGGUGUGCAUCUACUAUCUGUAUCUUCAUACUUCGGAGGGGGUAGAUAGCUUUAUGCAUAGGAGCAAAGGUUUUUUGAGUUGUAAAUUAUGAACUUAAUACAAUUAGUUUCGCUCUGUAGAUUAGACUUUCCUAUUGGCUUGAUCUAUAUUAUUUGCCUAUCAUGACAUAUAACCUUGAGAACAAAGGCAUGUAGCAUUGUUGGAUGUAUGCUCCAAUAUGUUUUUACACUCGA